AUGGCAUAUCGAUUUGUAAAGACAAAGUUGGAACUUCGGUUCUGGGGGACAAUAGAUCAAAGCUACGAUAUCGUUUUCUGCCUCUAUGAGCCUAAUUCUCCUCUUCUUCUGCGGGUUUCAACUGAGGAACCGCGUGAUAAUGACAAUUCUGGCAAUGUUCAUGGUAGCCGCAGUGCUUUGUAUAUCUGCAGCAUUCUUGUUUGCAGCAGCUUUGGUUCAACCCGACGAUCCAAUCAUCAAUUAUAUGCAAGCAAUUUAUCUUGGAUUUUGGGUUGUGUUUUUAAUUUCAAUACUCUUAAUCCAACUCAUUCGGUUCUUGUGUUGGCUUAUUUGUUUGAUAUGUUGUUGUCGUCCACGUCGACGACGAUCUCCUCAACGCUUGCUGCCAUCGACUCCAACUUCGACCCAUUAAAGAAGAGAAGAAAAGUCUUCCUUGUUUAG
Messenger RNA from Eruca vesicaria subsp. sativa (arugula), 441 nucleotides. Lineage: Eukaryota; Viridiplantae; Streptophyta; Magnoliopsida; Brassicales; Brassicaceae. The record is from the annotation of a GenBank genome assembly.